CGAGGCUUUUAGAAGCGACACCUUGAGCUGUGGAGCGGAGCGGAGAGAGAGAGAGAAGGGGCGGGCGACUGGGCGAGGGAAGCUAGUGAGGGGACCUGGUUCGCCAUCACCUUGUUUGGUUUCUCCUUCGUAAUGGACUAGAGCAGCUAACGGAUUGCUGUCUGACGAUAUGGAUUGGGGGCUCGGGAAGUCAAUGUCUCGUGACCUGGGAAACAGGUUGGGCAUUAUGAUUACGAUGCUUUAUAUGGCUAGUGCAACAACACAAGUAAUUCGGGAACAAGUGCGUUGGAGUUGAUGUGUUUGUUGGGGCUUUUCGAGAUGGACCAGAGAUUCGGAUGGAAGGAAACAGAAUCGGCAUUCUGAAACUGGAGGGUUCAUGUCGAAGGAUAGGUGCCUGAAAUGCGCCUGAGUCAUUUUUAUUGGUCAAGACAAAACAAUUCCAAGAAAGAAGUGAUUGCGAAUAAAGUUUUUUGCUUUCCUUUUUGAUAAAGGGAGAGAUUAGAUCAAGUGAUCACCAGAGUGGCCGACCAGUGAGCUGAUUGCUUUGUAUUUGUGAGUUGAUCUCAGCUUCUCUGAAGAAGUUUCUUUGGCUGUGAAUUGCUGACCACCUAAUUUUCAGCUGGAGAUCACUCCUAGGAGAACUAUAGAAGAUUUGACAUUUUAUAAAUGAAUUAUCUGAAGAUAACCAACUUCAAAUAAAUGGCCACAGAGAAUCCACUGAGAUUCAUAGGGAAUGAUGGAGCUGGGAACUGGGCCCUUGGAAAGGACCCAUCAGAAUUCUCAUCUUCAGGUAAUUUAGUUUCAGAAGAUUUGGGUUCACUUUUGGAGGGGCAAAAGUACCAUGGAAACAAGGGUAUCAAUGGUCUCAGUCGAAGUGGAAGUGCGCCACCAAGUAUUGAAGGGUCUUGUGCAGCAUUUGAUAUCUUAAAAGGCCAGAUUGCUGAAUUGGACGGUGGCUUGGAGAACUUAAAUGAUGAAGCACAAAAUUGUAAAUCUGAAGAGGAACUACGUGCUCAUCCAUCCUAUUUAGCAUACUACUGUGCUAAUGUAAACUUGAAACCAAGGCUUCCUCAGCCUCUUAUCUCUCGGGAGAACCGACAUAUGAUGCAACAGAUUGGAGGAAUUGGUCAGAGUAGGAGAUUGCCUUCAUUUGAUGACAACAGCAAGACAUCUUUCUUUGUCUCUCGACCUACCCUAUGUACUCAUGAUGAGGAACCUGAGGAUGAUAGGGCACCUAGAAUUGAACCCAGAAACUGGGUAGAUAAGAAAGCUGAUAUUCGUCCUUUCAUUUUGUCUGAUUCUGAAGGGCAGCAUAAUAAUCCGGUAGAUCUAGUGAAGGAGGAUUUUCCUCAUAUUUCAUAUCCUGAUCAUUCUCAUCCUUCAAGACAAUUAUUGCUAGAGCAAGAAUCCAAUCAUGAUUCCUUUUUGAAUGAUGUACAUGAUUCUUCCGUUAGCAUGACUAUGCUAGAACCAAGAAAAAACAGUGUGGGCCUCCACUCUUCUUCUCUUCAUACAAGUUCACAUUCAGUUGGAUCAAUAUUGAGAGGUGAUCUGGGUGGCAUGCCAAUUUUAUCUGCAACAUUGACUGAGAGGACAGUUAACCAAAUGGAAACUAGCAAGGCUGUCAGCAAUUUUGAGAACAGUGUUUCACCUAGUCCUGUGAUUGGAUUAGGUCUUGGUAAUAUCAAGGAUGAAAUGAGAAAGCUAAGGUUGUCUUCUGAUGGACAUUCAACCAGCCAAUCAAGGCGUCACCCUCAGCCAGGUAAUUUGCAUUCACAAGGCUCAUUUGCUCGAGCUCAGGUUGGUCAGUCUCAGAUGAUUUCUCAAGGAAUACAACAUUCUCAAAGUCCUCAUGGCCAUCCAAAAUUGUCAGUGGCUGAGGUGCAACCACUGUCACCAUCUUCUAGCAUUUCUCCCUUGUACAUAACAGCAGCGGCAUAUGGUACUCCAUAUUACCAUAGUUUGCAAUCUAGUAGCCUACUUCCUUCUCAGUUUAGCACAAGUGAAUGCACAUUAAAUCCCUCGCUAGUGCCUCCAUUUGAUCCCUCGCUAGUGCCUCCAUUUGUCACUGCUUAUUCUUAUCAUCAAAAUGCUAUUCCAGUGCCUUUUGAGAAUGCAGUCGGAUCUAACUUUAGUACUAGAGUUCCAGUAGUUUCUUCAGGGGGAAAUGGUUUUUUUGGAGUUGACAUCCAGCAGUUAUAUAAGAUGUAUGGUCAGUUGGGUUUAGCUAUGCAUUCUCCCUUAACUGAUCCUUCGUAUAUGCCUUUUUAUCAACAUCAUUCAAUCAAUGCUUAUAGCACUGCAACUGCAGAUCAAUAUGAGUCAAUGAUAUCCAGGGGAAAUGCUGUAGGGAGCUUACCAGGCCUCUAUGAUCCACAACAAGCUCAGGGUUCUUCUUCAUAUCUAGCUGAUCAACUACCUCAAGUCACGAGAGUUAGUGGUGUCAAUACUCUUAAUGUCACAAGAGGGGGCAGUGUCAGCCCUACUUACUAUAGGAGCCCUACGAAUAUUGGGGUAAUGAUGCAAUUUUCAAAUUCACCAAUGGGCAGUCCUGUUUUUCAAAGACCACCAGUGGCUGGAACAAGUUUUUCAGGAAGGGAAAAUGAGAACGUUAAGUUUACAUUCAACUCUGAGAGACAUCCUGGUUCUUUAUCAGGGCGCCAAAGCCAAAGAGGGCGCGAGAAGUUUGAUGAUUCAAAGACGUACUCUUUGCUUGAAGAGCUCAAGUCUAACAAAGCUCAUAGAUAUGAAUUGUCUGACAUUGUUGGACGUGUGGUGGAAUUUAGCGCUGACCAACAUGGGAGUCGAUUUAUCCAGCAAAAGUUAGAGACUUGUAGUGUCGACGAGAAGGCUUCAGUUUUCAGUGAAGUACUUCCACAUUCCUCUUCAUUAAUGACUGAUGUAUUUGGGAAUUAUGUUAUUCAGAAGUUUUUUGAACGUGGGAGCCCUGAGCAGAGGAAAGAGCUAGCUAAUAAACUUGUUGGCAAUGUCUUAGCUUUGAGUCUUCAGAUGUAUGGUUGUCGUGUUAUUCAAAAGGCUCUUGAGGUCAUCCAUCUUGAUCAGAAAACGCAGCUUGUGCAAGAACUUGAUGGAAAUGUGAUGAGAUGUGUUCGCGAUCAGAAUGGAAAUCAUGUAAUUCAAAAGUGCAUUGAGUGUAUACCAGCAGAAAAAAUUGGCUUCAUAAUAUCUGCGUUUCAUGGUCAAGUUGCAACACUCUCUACACAUCCUUAUGGUUGCCGUGUGAUUCAGAGAGUCCUGGAGCACUGUAGCGAUGAAUCUCAAAGCCAAUUCAUUGUGGAUGAGAUUUUGCAGUCAGCUUGCCUGCUUGUACAAGAUCAGUAUGGCAAUUACGUCACCCAGUUAUGCCAUUUUCAGCAUGUUUUGGAGAGGGGAAAAGCACACGAAAGAAGCGAGAUCAUCAGCAAAUUAUUUGGGCAAAUCGUGCAGAUGAGUCAGAACAAGUUUGCUUCAAAUGUUAUAGAAAAGUGUUUGGCAUAUGGUAGUACCGAAGAGAGGGAUCUCUUGAUCAAGGAAAUGGUUGGACAAACCGAAGGAAAUGACAAUUUAUUGGUGAUGAUGAAGGAUCAAUUCGCAAACUAUGUGGUUCAGAAGAUUCUCGAAACAUGCACCGAUAAGCAACGGGAAAUCCUGCUUGACCGCAUCAAAGUUCAUCUGCCGGCUUUGAAGAAGUACACUUUCGGGAAACAUAUCGUGACCCGAAUCGAACAAACAUACGGUGAAGAUGCCCUUGAAUCCUAAAACAAGAGAAACCACUUGCAUUUGCAACCCUAAUGCUGGAGAACUCCAACAAAGGCCUCAAGGUGGCUUCUGUCAUGCCUUCUACAAUGCACAGGUCAGUCUUAGUACAAGUAGAUUCAUACUUUAGGUGUAUAUUGCUUCUAUAAUAAGACGAAAAUUCGGUAUAUCCUUGUGUAUUUAAACUAUUUAUAGGUGUCUAGCUUAGGAUAUUCGAAGGUAUAUAUCGAUAGUAUCGUACGUCUUGUGUUCCUCCUAGAUUGCUUGAUAAUAUAUCUCUGAUUUGCCUAAACCUUUCUUGUAUUUUUAUUUUUUAAGCAAAGUCUAAAAAUUGUAAAAAACGUGUAUCUAUUUGUGAUACUUUCAGUAUUGAUUUUAAGAUCUUA
Molecule: messenger RNA, 4142 nt
Organism: Zingiber officinale
Lineage: Eukaryota; Viridiplantae; Streptophyta; Magnoliopsida; Zingiberales; Zingiberaceae
Product: pumilio homolog 5-like
Exons: 11
Coding region: 700-3759 (1019 amino acids)
Biological process (GO): post-transcriptional regulation of gene expression
Cellular component (GO): cytoplasm
Molecular function (GO): mRNA binding
Source: RefSeq, a predicted model, not a curated record